Molecule: messenger RNA, 5375 nt
Organism: Cyprinus carpio (common carp)
Lineage: Eukaryota; Metazoa; Chordata; Actinopteri; Cypriniformes; Cyprinidae
Gene: aox5
Product: aldehyde oxidase 3-like
Molecular function (GO): FAD binding; oxidoreductase activity; 2 iron, 2 sulfur cluster binding
Source: RefSeq, a predicted model, not a curated record
AUCCCUUAAAUUAUGACCUAAAUGAAAUAUAAAAGGUUUCUGGAUAUUGGCCAAUGUGUUAGGGAUUGAAUACUGCCGUCUGCAGGUUAUAGGAAAAUCUUUAGUUAUUAUAGUUAAAGAAAGAAAGUGCAAUGACCACAUGUAUCCAGCAGAGGACCAUAGAGACUCAUUCAUUUUCAGUUCAGUUUCAAGUCCAUUUUGCUUCGUGUUUCAACUUCUCCUUACAACUUUAUGAUAUAUAAGUUUUUUUUUUUUUUUUUUUUUUUUUUUUUUUUUUUUUUUCCACCUUUAGAACAACCAAAUCAAGUCCAGAUUUUUGUGUGUGCUUAGAUAGAUUAUUUAGGAAAAGUCACAGAAUUUCAUGCCCCUGAGAUAAAGGGAACACCUUUAAAAAAUAAAGGAAAAUUCAAAUGGGUUCAGCUGGACCCCAAGGACUGAUUAAAGGUUAACAAAUGUGAACCUUUUUGUGGACUGUCUUUACAUCUAAUUUAUUCUAAGAUUCUGAGAGCAGGAAGUGAAAUGAGUGAAUGAAGGAUAAACAAAUAUAUAACAUUGGAGAAAACCCCACUGCAUGCAUGUCUUCUUUACGCAUUCCUGUAUUUUAACCAUGAAAGGCAAAGCAAAGCCUGUAACAUGUGAUGUAAGUCAGUCAGUUGCUCAUUCAGCUGAUGGUCAGUAAACCAGGAGCAUCUCCAGUAACAGAGCACUGCGAUACUUCUCAACUCAUCAUGUCAUCUGUAUCUGUGAACAGUGAGCUUGUCUUCUACAUUAAUGGCAAGAAGAUAGUGGAGAAGAAUGCUGAUCCAGAAGAGAUGUUACUGGCUUACCUGCGAAGGAAAGUGGGUCUGACAGGCACAAAGUAUGGCUGUGGUGGAGGGGGAUGCGGGGCCUGUACUGUUAUGGUGUCCAGAUAUGACCCUAUCCAGGAGACUGUGCUUCACUGGUCGGUAACUGCAUGUCUACAGCCGAUUUGUUCUCUGCAUGGUGCGGCGGUGGUGACUGUCGAAGGCAUUGGAAGCACCAAGACUAAACUACAUCCUGUUCAGGAGCGUAUAGCAAAGGCUCAUGGGUCUCAGUGUGGGUUUUGUACUCCUGGGAUGGUGAUGUCCAUGUACACAUUACUUAGAAAUAACCCACAGCCCACCAUGGAGGACAUUCGAGAGACACUAGGAGGGAACCUGUGUCGUUGUACUGGAUAUCGACCGAUAAUUGAUGGAUUUAAAACAUUCUGCAAUACUCUGAUAUCUUGCCAAAAUGGUGACAGAAAUGGAAAAUGUUGCAUGGAAAACAGCAAUUCUCACAACAAUGAAUCUGAUAUAUCUGGAGAACUUUUCAGCAUGGAUAAUGUCUUACCCCUUGACCCAACUCAGGAUUUGAUCUUUCCCCCAGAGUUACUGAUUAUGGGAAAGAAAAAAGCCGAACGACUUUGUUUCCAGGGCGAAAAGGUCAGGUGGAUUUCCCCUGCAGAUCUGAAAGAUUUAAUCAAGCUGAAAGCUGAAUAUUCCAAUGCACCUCUGUUGGUUGGGAACACAACCAUAGGGCCAAAGAUGAAUCUGAAGGGAACUGUCCAUCCUUUGGUGCUCUAUGGUGGAAGUAUUCCAGAACUUCGAACUAUCAAAUGGAGAAACAAUGGUGUAACUGUAGGGGCGGGAUGCAGUUUGUCUGUUUUGAAGGAUGUCCUUCUGCAAGGAAUCGAGGAACUCGGGCCAGAGAAAAGCAGGGUUUACCAGGCCCUCGUUCAAACAUUACAGUGUUUGGCCAGCAAACAAAUACGCAACAUGGCUACCAUUGGUGGAAAUAUCCUGAGUGCCAACCCCAAAUAUGACUUGAGCAGCAUUCUAGCAGCGGCGGAAUGCACGCUACACAUUGUUUCUAAUGAUGGUGCUCGAGAGAUUUGUCUAAGUGAAGAGUUUUUCACAGACUUUGGUAAAACAGCUCUACGACCAGAUGAGAUUCUGCUGGCUAUUGACAUUCCUCACUCAAGACCGUGGGAGUUUGUGUCAGCAUUUCGCCAGGCACAGCGCAGAGAGUUCUCCUUCUCCAUAGUGAAUUCUGGCAUGAGGGUGACGUUCAGACAUGACUCAAAUGUGGUGGAAAAUCUGGAUAUUUUUUAUGGAGGUGUGGGGCCAACUCUGGUAAAAGCCAGACACACCUGUAAAGAGCUGAUGGGAAGAAAAUGGGAUGAGAAACUUCUGGUAGUGGGAACACAACUCUUAGAAGAAGAAAUAUAUGUGCCCCCUACUGCCCCUGGUGGACAGGAAGAGUAUCGCAAGGCUCUAGUACUCAGCUUCUUUUUCAAGUUUUACAUGCAAGUGACGCUGGAGCUCCAACAAAAGGAGGUUGGCAUGAAUGAUUUGCCAUUAGAGUAUCUCAGCGCAUUAAAACCCUUCAAAAACGAGGUGCCACAAGCAAACCAUUCUUUCCAGCUUGUACCAGAGACUCAGUCUUCUAAUGACCCAGUGGGACGUCCCAACGUACACCAGGCUGCCCUUCAGCAGGCUACAGGAGAAGCUGUGUAUUACGAUGACAUCCCAUCUGUUAAAGGAGAACUUUUUGUUUCCAUGGUAACCAGCACCAGGGCUCAUGCAAAGAUCAUCUCUAUAGAUGCAUCGAUGGCUCUAGCCAUGUCCGGAGUGGUGACCUUUAUCUCUGCCAAGGAUGUUCCUGGUCAGAAUCGAAGACUCUGGUUCAACAACCCAGAGGAGCUUUUUGCUGAAGAGGAGGUCAUUUGUGUAGGGCAGAUUAUCGGUGCCAUCGUGGCUGAAACCAGAGAACAAGCCAAACGAGCAUCCGAGCAGGUGGACAUAACUUACGAGGACAUCCAACCUGUCUUUUUCACUAUAGAGGAGGCCAUAGAACACCAGUCAUUUUUUGAUCCCAAGAGAAAACUGGAAAGAGGAAAUUUGGAAGAAGGGUUUGAGAAAGCAGACCACAUACUAGAGGGUGAGCUGUAUAUGGGUGGUCAGGAACAUUUCUACAUGGAAACUCAAGGAUUGAUUGCGAUUCCUAAGGGAGAGGCAGGUGAACUGGAGCUUUAUGUUGCCAGUCAGCAUGCAGCUUAUACUCAGGAAGUGGUGGGCAUCACUCUCGGCAUUGACUCCAAUAAGAUCACGUGUCAUGUGAAGAGGCUAGGAGGUGGAUUUGGUGGUAAAGUCAUGAAGAUUGCAUCAUUAUCCGCCAUCGCUGCUACGGCUGCAUACAAGACUGGCCGUGCUGUGCGAUGUGUACUAGAACGUGAAGAUGACAUGCUAAUCACCAGUGGCAGGUCCCCUUUCUUGGGAAAGUACAAGGUUGGAUACUUGAACGAUGGAACAAUCCUGGCUGCUGAUAUCACAUACUACAGUAAUGGAGGAUGCACUCUAGAUGAAUCCUCUUUUAUUAUGGAGAAAGCUCUCCUUCACAUGGAUAAUGGGUACAAGAUUCCAAAUCUACGGGACAUGGACUUGUGCAAGACUUACUUACCAUCAUAUACAGCCUUCCGUGGCUUUGGUGGACCUCAAGGGUUGACCAUCAUUGAGAGCGUGCUACAUGAGGUGGCUGCCAGGUGUGGCUUACCUGCGCAUCAGGUGAGAGACAUCAACAUGUACAAGGACGAGAAAUGCUACACCCACCACAAGCAGCUCUUUUCUCCUCAUGACAUGGUACGGUGCUGGAACGAGUGUCUCGAGAAAUCUGACUACACCCAUCGAUGCCUGUCCAUCAAGCAGUUUAAUGCCCACAACCACUGGAAGAAAAGAGGGAUCUCCAUUGUCCCACUGAAGUUUGGAAUUGGAUUCUCCAAAGGUUUUUACAACCAGGGAGCAGCAUUGGUAAACAUCUACAAAGAUGGAUCGGUUCUGAUCUCACAUGGAGGAACCGAGAUGGGUCAAGGUAUCAACACCAAAGCCAUACAGAUUGCAAGUCGCAUUCUGAAGGUUCCAAUGUCUUCGAUCCACAUCAAGGAGACCUGCACAGGAAACGUGCCCAAUGCUGCGCCAUCUGCUGCAUCCUUUGGCACGGAUGCUGUCGGGAUGGCAGUCAAGGAUGGUUGUGAGAAACUGAUGAGACGUCUGGAGCCACUUAUUAAGAAACAUCAAUUCACCUGGCAACAACUGGUUGUGGAAGCAUAUUGCCAGAAGAUCAGUUUGUCAGCAACAGGUUUCUUUAUGGGCCCCCAUACAAGUGUUGACUGGGAAAAGAGUGACGGCAAUGCGUACUACUACUUUACUUUCGGGGCCUGUUGCUCAGAGGUGGAAAUUGACUGCUUGACAGGAGAUCACAAGAACAUACGAACUGACAUCGUGAUGGAUGUUGGUCGGAGCAUAAACCCUGCUUUGGAUGUUGGACAGGUGGAGGGAGGUUUUGUCCAGGGAAUUGGGCUCUAUACUAUAGAGGAGUUGCAGUUUUCUCCUGAGGGUGUGUUGUUGACCAGGGGACCCUCUCGGUAUAAAAUCCCAGCUCUGUGUGACAUCCCUCCUCAGCUUAACGUCCACCUGCUGAGGAACGCAGACAAUCCUCAUGCCAUCUACUCCUCAAAGGGGAUCGGGGAGCCUCCUGUGUUUUUCGGCUGUACUUUGUUCUUCGCCAUUAAAGAAGCGAUUGCAGCCGCACGGAGAGAGAGAGGCCUAAGCGAGAGUUUUCCUUUCUCUUCUCCUGCUACUGCAGAAAAGAUACGUAUGGCCUGUGAAGACUGCUUUACCAGGAUGAAUCCACCAGACAGGAAAGUAAAAACCAAACCCUGGGCCAUCAACGUGUGAAGAAAUACAACAGAUUAUUCAAAUUUUGUAAUGCCUCACUUAAACAAGCUGUCACUUCCUUUUCAUUGAUACUUUGAGCUCAUAAACUGGCUAUCAGGUCAAAUUCUUAACCUCAGUUUACAUGUGUGGGGACUGCUAGCUUCCUUAAUAUUUUUAUUAUGCAGUUAAUGUUUCAUAAAAGCAUUAAGGAACUUUCUUAGUCAAUAGUAGGAUGUAGAUUUAUUUAAUUCACAUUUAUUAUAAUAACUGUUGAAGCAAAUCCUAAGUGUCAAGUGAACUGAUUUAUGUGAGAUGAAAUUAAAAUGUUAAUAAUAAGCUUGAACAACUAUCAAUUGUUCUUGAGAUAUGAUUGCAUGCAGAGCUUCAUUUGUUUGUUUGUUUUUUUGUUUUAGUAGAUCAUCGUUUGGCAAACAGCUGAUAAUAGUUGGAUGUUAAAUCAGGUGACUGUUGUGUCUAAAUAUAAUAAAUGUCUUGUGAUUUGAUAAGAGCAACACAACAGCUUUAAAUCAGAACAAAACAUAACAGGAUUAUGAUGAUGUUUUCAUAUGUUCGGAGCCCAUGGCUGAGCUGGUCCAGAAGUCGAUCCACUAUGUGCAACCUACCAAAAACAAAACUAUAGUAGUAUAUUUUAAUAUCACA